Trichoderma citrinoviride is the source of this 453-nucleotide messenger RNA. RefSeq lists its product as hypothetical. The transcript is spliced from 2 exons. The record is from RefSeq and is a predicted model, not a curated record. NCBI's taxonomy places the organism in Eukaryota, Fungi, Ascomycota, Sordariomycetes, Hypocreales, Hypocreaceae. Bases 1 to 453 code for a protein of 150 amino acids.
AUGAUUAUCCUACUGGCAGCCGUCUUCUUCGGCUACACCCUGCUACGGCUGUGGAUGCUCAUUGCCCGCGGAGACCCGCCGGAUGUUCCCAGAGCCCUCGACCCGCGCGGAUAUGCCGUUCCCCGCAAUCCCAUACGCGUGGUUAUGGCCCAAGACGAAGAGGCCGUGGGCGUUGAGAGCGAGACGAUGACGAUGAAGCCGCCUGCCUACGGACUGUGGCGGGAGAGUGUGCGUGUGGACCCCAACCGCUUCUUCUGGCAACGCAACGAAGCUGCUGAGCCCGCUCCUCCUCAGACUGCGACGGGACCGAGGCCGCCGUCUUACGCCUCUGAUGACGGAGUAUCCUAUGUGGUUGAUGCCGUGCCUCGGUCCACUGCUCCGUCGUCAUCAGGAGAGCAACAGCCGGUACAUCCCUCGGAACGGGGGCGGGCUGGCCAGCCACCUCCGAACUAA